AACGCCGAGCCGCUGGACCUUGGCGAGGGAGGGAAGCAGAAGGCGCCGAGGACAGGCAAGGCGGACCGCUCCGGGGCAGCGUCGGGGGAAGGAGGGCGCCUGAGGGCGAGCGACGGGCUCAGAGCGAACCUGCGCGCCCUAGCCGCCGCCGAAAUGCCUCCGUGGUGCCUGGCGCUGUUGUUGCUGGGCUGCCUGCUGAGCGCCUGGCCCCGGCAGGACCGCCUUCCUUUGGCUGCUGCCGCUGCAAAGAAUUGUGUCUGUAAAGAUAAAAGCUACUGCUAUUGCGAUGGAAUGAAAGGCAGUAAGGGUGAAAAGGGCUUUCCUGGUUUCCCUGGGCCAGCUGGCCAGAUCGGUUUCCCUGGCCUUGAGGGCCCACCAGGGCUACAAGGACCUAAGGGUUUUCCAGGGCCAGUAGGCUUUCCUGGGUCUAAAGGUUCAAGGGGAAUGCCAGGAAUACCUGGUUAUUCAGGUCCUCCAGGUCUUCCAGGUGAACCAGGAAAUGCGGGUCCACCAGGACGACCAGGCAUGCCAGGAUGUAACGGAACCAAAGGUGAGCGGGGAUUCCCAGGGUUUCCAGGGCCAGGAGGACUUCCAGGUUUACCAGGUCCCAAAGGCAUCAAAGGAGAGAGGGGAUGUCCUGCAAAUGGAUAUGAGGACGUUGACAGAGCGGAAGGUGAUCCUGGGCUUCCAGGAAUGCCUGGCUCUCCGGGUGAGCCAGGACCUCAAGGAUUACCAGGUGAAAUUGGAGCUGCAGGCCCUCCAGGAUUUCCAGGAGAACGAGGAAUAUUGGGAUUUCCAGGGCCCAAGGGUCUCAUGGGCAUUAAAGUCAUUGGAGCCAAAGGUAAAAAGGGUGACUGUGGAUUAAUCGGCCCCCCUGGACCACCAGGAACUGUUAUUGUAACACUAACUGGAGCUGAUAAUACAACGGAAUUAAAAGGAGAUAAAGGAGACAGGGGAUCUCAGGGACCCCCCGGACCAUCAGGAGGAUCAGGUUUACCUGGUGAUUUUCAAAGUGAAAAGGGAGACCUAGGAGACCCAGGCUCUGAGGGAAAGCCUGGAAAGGAUGGCACCCCAGGUCCACCUGGCUCCCAGGGGGAAAAAGGUGAUCAAGGUUUGCCAGGCCUGCCUGGAAAAGUUGGAUUCAAGGGGAGUAAAGGUGAAGUUGGCCACCAAGGAAUUCAAGGUCCAACAGAGUAUUACAAUGUGAUGCCUGGUGGAAAAGGAAAUAAAGGCUACAUAGGCCCCCCAGGACCUAAAGGGCAGCAUGGGAGACCUGGGCAACAAGGUCCUUUUGGGGCAACUGGUAGGCCAGGUGUUUCAAGACCUAGUCCAAGAGGUCCACAAGGUGCUUCAGGCCUCAAAGGAAAUAAAGGAGAUAGAGGGAAACAUGGCACAAAUGCUAUUGGACCACCAGGAUUUCCUGGAUUCCCAGGAAGACCUGGCCCAGCAGGAUCACCAGGUUCUCCAGGAAAACCAGGUACAAUAACUUUUAAAGAAGGACCUCCAGGAACCAUUGGGAGUCAAGGAUGCAUGGGGCCUCCAGGACUUUCAGGAGAUAGUGGAGCUAAGGGUGACGAUGCAGGCCCAUGUAACCAGUGUACUUAUGUUAUUGGAGCACCUGGCCCUGCUGGUGUUUCUGGGCCAGAGGGUCAAAAAGGAAUCAAAGGUGAGGAAGGAAAAAUUGGCCCUAAAGGAUCCCAAGGAGACCCUGGGCAUAAGGGACCACCUGGCAUUCAAGGUCUUUCUGGUCUUCUGGGAGAACAAGGCCUUAAAGGAUUGAAAGGUCAGCCAGGGUAUGCACAAUCAGAAGGUUCCAAAGGAGACAGAGGAGAACCAGGUCACAGAGGAUGCACAGGAGAAAAAGGUGCAAAUGGGUUACCUGGAAAACCUGGAUUGAAAGGUUCCAGAGGUUCUUUGGGAGAACAGGGAUCUGAUAGUCCAAAAGGGGAUAGAGGUCCUCCAGGAACAAUUGGUAGACCAGGUCUUCUUGGAGAGGCAGGAUUGCCUGGACCACCAGGAUAUGGACUACAAGGAAUGGAAGGCCCUAAAGGAUCUCAAGGAGUUCCUGGUUUGUCUGGGUUAUGUGGAGUAGCUGGCCCUCGAGGUGAACCUGGUAAAAUAAAUGCAGUUCCUGGACCUCCUGGACUUCAGGGACCAGAUGGCCGAUCUGGAAUACAAGGAGGAAGAGGCAGUGUUGGCUCCAGAGGGCAGCGUGGCAACCCAGGCUCCCCAGGACCAAAUGGUGAUCCUGGCUUACAAGUGGUCGGACCACCUGGGCAACCUGGUCUAAAAGGAGACAAAGGACCUCAGGGACCUGAAGGACUUCCAGGAUGUCCAGGAAAAUUAGGAGAACCAGGUUUACCUGGAAAACCUGGAAUCCCAGGAGAAAAGGGAGAACCAGGUCCAUUUAUUCCUGGGCAACAAGGUAGACUAGGCUCACCAGGACAAGAGGGCUUAUCAGGUGAAAAGGGUGAAAGAGGACCCCCAGGAUUUCAAGGUCAACAAGGUCAACAGGGUCGUGAUGGUGCUGGUGGGCCGAGAGGAGAACCUGGAACCCCUGGCAUUCUAGGAGAAAAGGGUAGUCCAGGAAAAAUGGGUGACUGUCUUAUUGGUUUACCAGGACCAUCAGGCCCAUGUGGAAUGAUAGGCCCACAAGGAGCCAAAGGUGUCCUAGGACCAAAAGGUGAUCCAGGUAUUCCAGGAUUAGACAUCCCAGGGUCCCAAGGACAAUUUGGGCUACCAGGAUUACCUGGCCCUCAAGGAAGUGGAGGGUUUCCAGGUGUCAAAGGCCAGGCAGGCAGGCCGGGGAUAUCAGGGACACCAGGCCCAAGAGGAGAAAGAGGCUUAAUGGGCCCUGUGGGUAUUCCUGGAUUACCUGGAGUCUUUGGAAAUCCAGGUAUCCCUGGAAGCAGAGGUUUUCCUGGCCUACCAGGACCAAGAGGAAGAAAGGGAUCUUCCGGGGAAAAAGGUGAGCCAGGUGAUAAGGGUUCUCCUGGAAUAUCAGAGUCCAGAAUGAGCUUUGGAGACAAAGGUGAACAAGGAGCCAAAGGGAUGCCUGGAAGAGUGGGUCUCAAAGGGGAAAAAGGAGAGCAAGGUGCACAAGGAUUCAUGGGUCUUCAUGGGCUGCCAGGAACACCAGGUCCACCAGGUUCCAAAGGAGAUAAAGGACUUCCUGGAAUUCCUGGGGCACAAGGACUGCUGGGAGCUCCAGGAGAGAGAGGGGACAUGGGACUUCCAGGUCCUAAGGGUGAACAAGGUUGUUCAGGUUUGCCUGGACCUACAGGUCUACCAGGGGCACCAGGCCUUGAAGGAGUUCCAGGGGAUAAAGGAGAACCAGCUUGUGCUAUACCAGGAAACCCAGGGCCCAAGGGUGAUCCAGGUCCUCCAGGACAAAGAGGAAGAAAGGGUGAAGCUGGAUCGCCAGGCCUUCCAGGCAUUGUAGGAGAACCUGGACUUCCUGGGAACAGAGGGGAUGCUGGCUUACCAGGAAUUCCCGGGCAUCCAGGAUGUGUGGGUGAUAAGGGCAAUAAAGGAAGUAAAGGAUUAUUAGGACGAAAUGGCACUAGAGGACCUCCAGGUUCAACUGCAUUACCUGCUGAUGAUGGACCACCUGGUGAGAGGGGUAAUCAGGGACUUGAUGGAAUUCCUGGUUCCCCAGGUGAAAAAGGAGCACAAGGUUCUCCAGGCCAAGGAGCUCCGGGCUCUCAAGGCCUUCCUGGUCCUAAAGGUAUCAAAGGAGAUAUGGGAAUGGCUGGCUUUCCAGGGCUGCAAGGUGUUAAAGGUCUUAUGGGGAACCAAGGACCAAGUGGACCUCCUGGCUUACCUGGACAGCCAGGACUUCCUGGGGAACCUGGGACAGUGAUUGCGGGUCCUAAAGGAAAUAGAGGUCCCUCUGGCCCAGAUGGAAAACCAGGCGUUCCUGGUAUUCCAGGACCUGCUGGACCACCUAGUUACAGUAUUAAAGGAAAUAAAGGUGUUCAGGGAAUAGAUGGCUCACCAGGAUUUCCAGGACCAAGAGGUGAUGUCGGUCUACCUGGUCCAGCAGGAAUUGAUGGCAUUCCUGGAUAUCAAGGCCCUAGAGGAGAACCAGGGUUUCAAGGAUUUCCAGGCAGAAAAGGAGAAAAAGGCAAUCGGGGUCCACCAGGGCUAACGGGAGUGGCAGGACCUGGAGGGCCAAAGGGACCACCUGGUCAGCCUGGACCACCUGUGCAUGCUGUCUAUUUCCCAGGAGAUCAAGGACCUCCUGGACCUCAAGGAAUCCCAGGAAAUCCAGGAGAUCCAGGUCCUCAAGGGCCAACUGGACCACCAGGUCCUUUAGGUAUAAAAGGUCAGCCAGGCAGUUUUGGAAUUUCAGGGAGACCUGGACCACCUGGGCCAAAAGGAGACAAAGGAUUUCGAGGACAAAAAGGUUUACCUGGAUUGCUUGGUUUCCCUGGGAUAAAGGGAACACCUGGAUACCCAGGAACGGGCUUGCCUGGGGAAACGAAAAGGGGCUUCAUCUUUUCACGGCACAGUCAAUCAGCAAAAAUUCCUUUAUGCCCAUCUGGAACAUCUCAGAUCUAUAAUGGAUACUCUCUUCUAUUUGUACAAGGGAAUGAGCAAGCACAUGGGCAAGACCUUGGAACAACAGGUAGCUGUCUUCAGCGAUUUACUACCAUGCCUUUUUUAUUAUGCAAUCCCACUAAUGUGUGUAGGUUUGCUUCUCGCAAUGACUAUUCAUACUGGCUGUCAACUGCAGAACCAAUGCCAGAAGAUAUGGCACCGAUUUCUGGGAAAGCUUUGGAGCCGUAUAUUAGCAGGUGUGUUACCUGCGAAGGCCCUGCAAUGUUAAUAGCAGUCCACAGUCAAACAUCUUCAGUCCCACCAUGCCCUGAAGGCUGGCAAUCUCUUUGGAAAGGAUUUUCUUUUGUUAUGUAUACAGGUGCAGGCUCAGAAGCAUCUGGACAAGCGCUGGCAUCCCCAGGAUCGUGCCUAGAAAAAUUUUAUGCCAUCCCAUUUAUAGAAUGUCAUGGCCGAGGGACGUGCAAUUAUUACUCAAACUCCUACAGUUUCUGGCUGGCUUCACUAAAUCCAAGAAGAAUGUUCAGGAAACCAUUGCCACAAACUGUGAAAGCUGGAGAACUGGAAAAAAUCAUCAGCCGCUGUCAAGUCUGCAUGAGGAGAUCAGGCUAAACAACACGGUCAUUAGAGAAUUCAACUCUGUGGCACAACUCCACCUGCAAACAGCAAAAAAUAAAACAAAACCAAAAAUAUUUUCUGAACUUGUAAUAAUAUGUUUUCACUAAAACUAAACUGUAUUUGUACUUGAAAAUGCCAAAUGCUGUGCUAUAAUGAAAAAGUGCAAUAUUUUAAUUACUUUAUUUCAUAUAAAAUGUAAAGCACUUUCUAAAGGUCAGUUGUUUGUGCUGGCAGUACCACAGGCUUUUUGACUUUCUGAACUUUGUCAUCCCUGGGACCAUUUCAGUUACAAAUUAGAAUGUGUCAGGCUUUUAUCUGGAAAACAGAGCUGCCAGUGGGAGAAGAGUAAAGAUGGUAGCUAUUCUUUACAUCAGUGUUAAUGAAAGCAGUCAGACAUUAUUUAAACUAAAACGCUGGUACUAUAGGGAACUGUAGUAAAAAACAGCAAAAACAAAAAAAAACAUCCUACAUACAGCUUUUUGACAUUUCAUCAAACAUGUCAUCCUUACCAGUCUCUCUUUUCUCUAGCUCUGGGUAAAUGGGAAUAGUAACAUUUUUGCACUAAUGUAAGAGCUAUGCUUCUUGACUAAUUGGAAAUGAAACUAGAUGAACUAGAUUUUUAGUUCCGCAAGUACAGUAUAUGUUGUUUGCAUAUUGUUGGAUCUUUUACUGAAUUCAUUAGGCCUUUGAUUGGGUCUUGCUGACCUAAGCCUAAAAGAUGAAAUAUUGAGGAAAGUGAUUGCUGAAAGUUCUAAUUUAUUACUAGCUGUCUUGUCAUUACUGAGGCAAAACUAACUAUGGCAGGUUUGUAAAUGGCCUCCCCCCUAGUUAACACCUAUGGACUGUGGCAAGUUAGAACAAAAUAGAGAAAGUUUUAAGAACUUUUUUCUUUUAGGUUGUUGAUGUACCAAAUAAAACUAACACAGUGCAGUUCAGCUAGUUACACUUUUUGUGAUUGUGUGGAUUUAUUGGCAAAGCAGGAGUAUGAUACCAAAAAUGUGCAUAAAAUUUAGAUGGAUUACCAAGUACGCAUUCAGUCAGAGGCUGACACCAUGAAGUUGCUUCUCCAGGAACUCAGACAGAGGUUUUUAACAUCACCUACUACCUUAUUCUUUUGCCUGGAGAUGCUGGGAUAGACCCUGAGAUCAUCUAGAUUCAACGUUAAUUCUGUUCUGCUUUGUACCUCUGUCCAUGCACUAAAUGCAAAGACCUACUAUAUUCCCCUCUACUAAGAUAACACUUAAAAUCUACACAUUAAAGUUUUAGUGACUUAAAUAGUGGUUGAAAGCAUUGGCUGAAUUUAUAUUUCAUCUUAUGAAAUCAAAGCAGCUAAACAGAAUACCGUUUAUUAAGAGUUUCAAAUGGAAGUAUCUGCAAAAAGAUUGACACUAGAACAUUCAAUGGAUUUAGUUAUAGUCAUUUUGAUCCAGCAAGGAAGACUCCAGUGCACCACUGAUGUGAAUUUGCAUCCAGCUGUGACUGCAAGUCAUAAACGUACAUCUGGUUCACAUUGAGUUUGAUGGAUAAAUGUAUGGAGUGAUGUACAUACCACUCUGGGGCCAGUACUUGCAAAAAAAAAGCACACGGUAAGCUGCCUCAGGGCCUUUAUAUAAUAUAUUUUUAAAUAUAAUAUAUUUUAAAGUGUAGCUAUCUUCUGAAUGUUUUAUAUUUUAAUGCUAAAAUAAAAUAAAGUGUGCUGUCAAGUCACAAGUGAUGCAUGGUAACCCUGUGAAGUUUCAACUCAUAGGGUUUUCAAGGCAAGAGAUGAGAAGCGGUUUGCUGUUGCUUUCCUCUCAAUAGCAGCCCUAGUCUUCCUCGGUGAUGUCCAAUCCAAGUAAUGCUACACAUGAAAUUCUUUUUAGAUGUCCACUAUUUUUGAGAUUUGCACAAGUGUCAAGUUGUAAUAUUUAACCAUAAAAAUAACAUCUCAUUAACUUGCAUAGUUUUGCAAAUGCAUGAUUAUAAAUGUUGGAUUUACAGAUCCACAAAACUGCCAGUUUUUUGUCAUUGCUAGUAUAUAUUUUUGCAAGUGAAGAUUUUUUAAAAAAAAAUUAUUUCCAUUUAAUGCUGACAAUGUUUUUUACCAAAUUUUUGUUUUAGUAAUACAUUAUUGUAAAACCAGUCUGAUGCUACGACUUGUUGCACUGAGAAAUCAGCACUUCUGGUAGGGUUGCCAACCAUUACAAUGACAAAUUGGUAUGAAAUGUUACAUUUAUACUAUAUGUCAGUAUGAAAACUCAAAUGCUUAUAGAUUGUGGUUGUAAAUAAAACAG
Molecule: messenger RNA, 7451 nt
Organism: Eublepharis macularius
Lineage: Eukaryota; Metazoa; Chordata; Lepidosauria; Squamata; Eublepharidae
Gene: COL4A3
Product: collagen type IV alpha 3 chain
Exons: 52
Coding region: 154-5172 (1672 amino acids)
Cellular component (GO): collagen trimer
Molecular function (GO): extracellular matrix structural constituent
Source: RefSeq, a predicted model, not a curated record